AUGGGGUUUCGGACUGUGAACAAAAGAUCUCAAAAGCAAGGCAUGAAGUGAGAUAAACAAAUGUCAAUGUACUUCACCAUAACCUUGCUAAAAAUAGCAAAAAAAUUCAUAAAACAAUAUACCUUGCCUUUCUCUUUAACCUAAAGCCCUCCAUUUCGUGAUUGCCGAGCGUCCAUCAUCGGGUAGUUUCUCAGAGAUAAACAGUGUCUCUCUUUCUCUCUCUUACACGCAGAAAUCUAAAGGCUUUAUUUUUGGUUUUUCAGCCAAUUGAGCUAAUGAUGGCAGCAGCUACGACUCCUAGUGUUCUUGAGAAAAACGAGGCCUUUGUCACUGGGGAAGGGGACAACACCCAUCGACCAUCGGGUCGAUCCGGGUUGACCCGUGACAUUGUCGCUUCUGUUCCAAGCUUUGGUGUUAACAGGAAGAAAAGGAUGGCUAGACAGAGGAGAUCAUCUUCCACCAUCAAACUUCUACCUUUUACUAACUCCUCCUCUGGUAGCUGCUCGCACGUGCCUCCCCCCACUCCCCCCACACGUGUUAUUGAUCCUAAGAGAUUGAGAUUCCUUUUCCAGAAGGAACUUAAGAACAGCGACGUAAGCUCCCUCAGAAGAAUGAUACUUCCCAAGCGAGCGGCUGAGGCUCACUUACCUGUCCUUGAGUCCAAGGAAGGGAUUCUUAUCAGCAUGGACGACCUAGAUGGUCUGCAUGUUUGGAGCUUCAAGUAUAGGUUUUGGCCUAACAACAACAGCCGCAUGUAUGUGCUUGAAAAUACUGGGGAAUUUGUUAGCACACACGGAUUACAACUCGGGGAUUUCAUCAUGGUGUUUCAAGAUAGUCAAAAUCAUAACUACGUGAUCCAGGCGAAGAAGGCAUCGGACGAAGAUGUAUAUAGUGACAUAGCUAGAAAUGGGGUGAAUGACCCGUUCCUCCAUGAUUAUGAGGUGGGUAAAUCAAGUUGCUAUUAUUAUCCUACGAUGGAGGAUAGUGGGAUGUCAUUUAUCUAUGACACCACCUUGACCUUCUCAAAUGACUGCCCACUCGAUUUUCUCGGUGGAUCCAUGACCAACUAUUCAAGGAUGGGACCUCUGGAAAGCUUAGGCUCCGUUGAAAACUUGUCCCUUGAUGAGUUUUAUCAACUUUAAUCACCAUGGAUACCGUUAUAAUAUUUUGUUAAGCAAAACCCAGUCAUCAUGAAAUCUCAAAGGACGGGGCCAACUUUGUCACUUAUUUUGGUGUU
Molecule: messenger RNA, 1237 nt
Organism: Hibiscus syriacus
Lineage: Eukaryota; Viridiplantae; Streptophyta; Magnoliopsida; Malvales; Malvaceae
Product: B3 domain-containing transcription factor FUS3-like
Exons: 6
Coding region: 276-1142 (288 amino acids)
Molecular function (GO): DNA binding; DNA-binding transcription factor activity
Source: RefSeq, a predicted model, not a curated record